AAACGAAAAACGGGGCGACAAAAACAGCAGAAAUUAGCGCUUAUGCUGUCUAAGAGCUCGCUUAUCAAUAAAACCAACUCGCCCAAGGGGGCCACCGAGUGCUAAGGCCAAGGCCGAAAAAUAGAACAGAAGAGAAAGACAGCCAGUCAGGCACAGGCACAAGCACCGGCAGCAACAGGCGACGUUCAAGAAGCAGCAGCAUUAGCGGCAUCGCGGGACAACUCGGAGGAAUCCAUCGAUUCAAAUUAAUUUGAUGAAAUCUUUUUCUGGAGGAGAAGUUCUUUCUGUUAUAUAAUCAUGCGCUUGCUGUGGCAACGGGCGGGCAUGCUGCAGAAGCUGCUGCCACAGACAAAGCAUUACCGCCGCUGGCUGGCCACCACAACAGCUUCAGCACGAGGCAACGGACAAGAAGAAAAGGACAAUGCACGCUACAAAUGGAGUACGCCUGAGAGCAAAGCAGAGAUGCUCCUGUACGGAGUCUGCUGGACCGGUGGCCUGGGACUGGCCUACUUCUUGCUGACUCAGCGAGGCGAACCAGAGGCUAAGCUCGAUGAUGAGACAUUGGCCCGACUGUGGCAUAUCACGGCCAGAAAGGAUCUGCCCACCUACAAAGCGGAGCAGGUUGAACAGCACAAUGCGCCCGAUAAACGCAUUUGGGUCACCUAUGGCCUGGGCGUCUACGAUGUGACUGAAUUCGCCGAGAACCAUCCCGGAGGGGACAAGAUAAUGAUGGCCGCAGGCAGUGCCAUCGAUCCCUUCUGGGCAAUCUACCAGCAGCACAACACCCUGGAGGUACUGGAGCUACUCGAAUCGUUCCGCAUCGGGAAUCUUGAAGGUGUCACUGUGGCCAGUACGGACGAGGAGCUGGGCUCGCCCUGGGCCCAAGAGCCCAAACGUCAUGCCCUGCUGAAGCCCGCUUCCAAGCGUCCGUUCAAUGCUGAGCCGCCUAUUGGGAUGUUAGCCGAGAAGUUCUACACACCCAACGAGCUGUUUUACGUGAGGAAUCAUCUGCCUGUGCCCGUCCUGGCGCCCGAAGAGUACGAACUGGAGAUCGAUGCUAGUGGGGGAGAGCAGAAGGAGCCGCUUACCCUGACGCUGGCCCAGAUCAAGGCCCUGCCCAAGCACACAGUGACGGCGGCCAUCAUGUGCGGGGGCAAUCGACGCUCCGAGAUGACCAGCAUCAAGGCUGUCAAGGGUCUUUCGUGGGGUGCUGGAGCUGUGGGCAAUGCCAAGUGGUCGGGAGCGCGUCUCUGCGAUCUUUUGCGGGAGCAGGGAGUGCAGCCCAACGAGUCCAUGCACGUGAUAUUCGAGGGUGCCGAUCUGGAUCCCACUUCCCAUCCCUAUGGCGCCUCCAUACCACUCUCAAAGGCCCUGGAUCCACGCGGCGAUGUCAUCUUGGCCUACGAGAUGAACGAUAAUCCGCUGACACGUGAUCAUGGCUAUCCCAUACGCGUCAUUGUGCCCGGCACUGUGGGUGCCCGCAAUGUCAAAUGGCUGACGAGAAUCGUGGUGGCGGACCACGAGUCGGACUCCCACUGGCAGCAGAACGACUACAAGGGCUUCAGUCCCAGCACGGACUGGGACACGGUUGAUUUUGGCAAGGCCGAGGCCAUUCAGGCCAUGCCGGUUACCUCGGCCAUUUGCACACCGCUGCCGGGGGAGCGAGUCAAAGUGAAUCCGGAGGACGGAUAUAUUACCGUGCGUGGCUAUGCCUGGAGCGGUGGUGGGCGCAAAAUUCUGCGCGUGGAUUUGACCGGCGACGCGGGUAAGACAUGGCAUGUGGCCGAACUGGAGCAAGAGGAUGCACCCGAUGGCCGGCACUAUGGCUGGUCCCUGUGGACCGCCCGUCUGCCCAUAACGAAGGACCAACAGGAGCAGCAGCAAGUGGAGAUCUGGGCCAAGGCCGUAGACUCUGCCUACAAUGUGCAGCCGGAAAAGUUCGAGCAUAUCUGGAAUCUGCGCGGCGUCCUGGCCAAUGCCUAUCAUAAGGUGAAAGUGAAGCUCGCAUAGCAGCAGUCAAAGUACGCGUCUGCUCACAAUAAAUAAACGACGUCAUAUCUAGAGAAUAAA
Messenger RNA from Drosophila subobscura, 2070 nucleotides. It is a transcript of the gene shop, whose product is annotated as probable sulfite oxidase, mitochondrial. Gene Ontology annotation, cellular component: mitochondrion. NCBI's taxonomy places the organism in Eukaryota, Metazoa, Arthropoda, Insecta, Diptera, Drosophilidae. Gene Ontology annotation, molecular function: molybdenum ion binding; oxidoreductase activity; molybdopterin cofactor binding. The record is from RefSeq and is a predicted model, not a curated record. The transcript is spliced from 2 exons. Bases 298 to 2010 code for a protein of 570 amino acids.